AGUGCAACGGACUGAAAACGGUAAAUACCUGACGCGCGGCAAGACGGACACGCUUGGAUGGGAUCAUGGGACGGACAGGGCCGUGCGGUGCGAUUCCCUCUCAGAAACGUCCACCGAGGAGGCGAGAAAGGAUUCCACGAAGCAACACCCAACGGCCAAAGUGAACUGAGUGUAACAUCAAAAAAAGAAGAAGAGAAAAACGGAGAAGCUUCGGUUCUGGGAGCGCAGACGCCAUGGCGUUGCUCCGAGUGCUCACGCCGCCGCUGUUCCUCUCCUUCUUCUUCGUGGCCGCCUUAACAACGCCGAGAGGCGCCUCUGCGCUCACCCGGCGUGACUUCCCGGAGGGCUUCGUCUUCGGCGCAGGCUCCUCGGCUUACCAGGUCGAGGGGGCAGCUUCGGAGGACAGGAGGAAGCCCAGCAUCUGGGACACUUGGAGCCACCAAGGUUACUCGUUCGAUGGAUCCACAGCAGAUGUUUCUGCAGACCAGUACCAUCAUUAUAAGGAAGAUGUAAAGCUUAUGCACAAUAUGGGUUUAGACGCGUACAGAUUCUCCAUUGCUUGGCCCAGGCUUAUUCCUGAUGGAAGAGGACAGAUCAACCCAAAGGGAUUGGAAUACUACAACAGUUUGAUAGAUGAGCUCAUACUAAACGGAAUACAGCCUCAUGUCACCAUCUACCAUUUUGAUCUUCCUCAGGUUCUGCAGGAUGAAUAUGGUGGACUACUUAGCCCCAAAUUUAUAGAAGACUACACCUCUUAUGCCGAGGUCUGCUUCAAGAGUUUCGGUGACAGGGUGAAGCACUGGGUCACUGUCAACGAGCCAAACAUAGAGCCCAUUGGCGGGUAUGAUACAGGCUUUCAACCACCGCGACGCUGCUCCUAUCCCUUCGGUGUAGACUGUGCUGGGGGGAAUUCUUCGACGGAGCCAUACAUAGCAGCUCACCAUCUCCUGCUUGCACAUGCUUCAGCAGUCUCCCUGUACAGAGAGAAGUACAAGGAAACUCAAGGAGGCCAAAUAGGUAUUACUCUGCUGGGUUGGUGGCAUGAGCCUGCCACUAACACACCACAGGACGCAGCUGCUGCUAGGAGGAUGACUGAGUUCCAUAUUGGAUGGUUCAUGCAUCCUUUGGUGUAUGGAGACUACCCUCCGGUGAUGAGAAGCAGAGUAGGCGCUCGACUACCGGUUUUAACAGCGCCAGUCUCCAAGAAGGUUCGCAGAUCUUUCGACUUUAUAGGCUUCAACCACUAUAUUAUUAUGCGCAUACGAUCCAUCGACACCAAUUCCAGUCAGCAACCAAGGGACUACUACGUCGAUGCUGCGGUCCAAAAUCCAGCUGAUAACAUAUCCAAGGUUCAGGUUGAAACUGCUCCAUGGUCUCUGAGCAAACUACUGGAGCACCUGAAGCUCAACUACGGCAAUCCUCCUGUCUGGAUCCAUGAAAAUGGGUACGGAUCAGCUGCGCCUGGCGCCCUGAGCAAGACCGAGUACGACUACGACGACGCCAACAGGACGGAGUUCUUGCAGGAUUACCUGGAAGUUCUUCAGCUCUCCACACGGAACGGGUCGAACGCCCGGGGAUACUUCGUGUGGUCGUUCCUGGACGUGUUUGAAUUCCUGUUCGGCUACCAGCUACGCUUCGGGCUUUGCGGCGUCGACAUGAGCGAUCCGGGGAGGACGAGGUAUGUGAGGAACUCGGCCCGCUGGUACUCCGGCUUCCUCCACGGCGGCGAGCUCCGGCCGGUGGCUCAGUCAGAGAAACCCUACUCCGAGAAAUGAGCAACGGGAAAAAAAAAAGACUGUCGCUCGUGAGUUGUGCACGUGUUUGUGUGUUUUUUCUUUUUCGGACUGCUCUGCACAAGUUUCCAAGUAUACUUCCUAUCGACAACUACGAAAACAAUACUUGUCGCGAACUAUAUGUCAUGUUCACAAGUACUACCUCCUUUCCUUUUUCUGAAAUGUUUUAGCUUUGUACCGAAUAAAAAGUUUGAACAGGUUUAUCAACAAA
Brachypodium distachyon (stiff brome) is the source of this 2004-nucleotide messenger RNA. Its product is annotated as beta-glucosidase 32. Bases 234 to 1775 code for a protein of 513 amino acids. Gene Ontology annotation, molecular function: beta-glucosidase activity. The record is from RefSeq and is a predicted model, not a curated record. Gene Ontology annotation, biological process: carbohydrate metabolic process. The transcript is spliced from 13 exons. NCBI's taxonomy places the organism in Eukaryota, Viridiplantae, Streptophyta, Magnoliopsida, Poales, Poaceae.